AUGUUGGGCAAGAUCGUUCUCGAGGAGGCAUAUGAGCGCGCCGGCAAGGAGGAAAAGUCCAAGGCCGAAGCUGCCUUGUACAUUGCCCCUGAGGACCGCGCUCGCUACAUGCGACAGAUCCACGACAUCAACGAUGAGCGUGUUCGACUAUCCAAUGCUCACGGUAUUGGCUACACCAUUGUCUCCCUGACCGUCCCCGGUAUCCAGGGUAUCGCUGACAAAGCCCUGGCCGAGAAGACUGCCACUGAGACCAACAACUGGGCGGCUGAUCAGAUCAAGAACCACCGCGACCGCAUGGGUGCAUUUGCCUGUCUGUCCAUGCACGACCCGAAGCAAGCUGGCCAGGAGCUGCGUCGCUGUGUUCAGGAGCUUGGAUUCCACGGCGCUCUCCUUUGCGACUUCCAGCACUCUGGUCCCAACGGCGAGACCUAUCUCUACUACGACCAGCCCGCCUACGACGAGUUUUGGAAGGUCCUCACCGAGCUUGAUGUCCCCUUGUACAUCCACCCCGCUGCACCUUCGGAUGUCGUGCUAGAGAAGCUGUACGCCCAGCGACAGAACCUGAUUGGACCCCCUCUGUCUUUCGCAAACGGUGUCAGCCUGCACACCCUGGGCUUGAUCUCCAACGGAGUCUUCGACCGUUUCCCCAAGCUGAAGAUUAUUAUCGGUCACCAGGGCGAACACAUUCCUUUCGACUUCUGGCGUAUUAACCACUGGUUUGAGGAUGUGAAGCGGCCCAUUGCUCAGGAAGAAGGCCGUGUCAUGGCCAAAAAGACUAUCUAUGACUACUUCAAGCAGAACAUCUGGAUCACUACUAGUGGACACUUCUCAACUGCCACCUUGAAGUAUGUCGUCAACGAGAUUGGUGCCGAUCGCGUUCUAUUCAGUGUCGACUAUCCCUACGAGACCAUUGAAAACGGCUGUGGCUGGUGGGACAAUGACGCCAAGGCCAUUCAGGAAGCUGUUGGCGGUGUUGAUGCCUAUCGCCGCAUUGGGCGCGAUAACGCGAAGAAGCUGCUCAAGCUGGGCUCUUUCCACGACUCGGAUGCUCCUGUCAACUAA
Penicillium soppii is the source of this 1062-nucleotide messenger RNA. Its product is annotated as amidohydrolase family protein. Gene Ontology annotation, molecular function: hydrolase activity; carboxy-lyase activity. The record is from RefSeq and is a predicted model, not a curated record. The transcript has a single exon. Bases 1 to 1062 code for a protein of 353 amino acids. Gene Ontology annotation, cellular component: cytosol; cytoplasm. NCBI's taxonomy places the organism in Eukaryota, Fungi, Ascomycota, Eurotiomycetes, Eurotiales, Aspergillaceae. Gene Ontology annotation, biological process: secondary metabolic process.